AUGGCGGCUCCCAAGAUCACUCUCUAUACCAACCACCGAUGCCCCUGGGCCCACCGCGCGCACAUCGCGCUCAAGGAACUGGGACUGGACUUCGAGGAGGUCAUCAUCGACCUGACCAAGCCCCGCGAGCCCUGGUAUCUCGAGGUGAACCCGCGCGGCCUCAUCCCUUCUCUCUCCUAUAAUGGCACCAUCAUCACCGAAUCUGCAAUCGUGUCGCAGUUCCUGGCCGACGCUCAUCCGUCGCACCUCGUGGCCCCCUCGAACAGCAUCGAAGGUGCUCUGCAACGCGCCCGGAUCGCCUUCUUCGUGGACACCUUCUUCAGCAAAGUGCAGCCCCACUUCAACACUAGCCUCCGCGCUGCGAACGCGGAGGAGCGAGACGCGGCCGGCGAAGCGUUCGUGGCCGCCAUAGAGAAGGACCUGGAGCCACUCUUCGCCGAAUGGACGGGCACCGGUCCCUUCUUCGGUGGCAGCGAAAGGCCGACGCUGGCAGAGGUGCUGACAGGUUCGUUCCUGCUGCGACAUUUGUCCUACUCGGACCCGGAGAUCGGACUGCUGAGCGCGAAGCUCCCCGAGCUGCUGGACCGAACGCCCAAAUUCAAGAAAUGGGCCCAGGCCACGGUGCAGCAGGAGAGCGUCAACCACAUUUUCGACGCCAAAGUGACGGCGAACGCGUUGAAGGCCAAGCUGGGGCUCACCACGAAAUAA
This is a messenger RNA of Aspergillus melleus, 708 nucleotides long. RefSeq names its product glutathione S-transferase family protein. The transcript is spliced from 2 exons. Lineage: Eukaryota; Fungi; Ascomycota; Eurotiomycetes; Eurotiales; Aspergillaceae. Gene Ontology annotation, cellular component: cytoplasm. The record is from RefSeq and is a predicted model, not a curated record. The coding region runs from base 1 to 708 and encodes 235 amino acids.